GGGGAAGAAAAAAAGGUAUUUUCACAAUGGCUGUGAACUCCAUAAAGAAUGGGUGAGCCUGAACUUGUUUUUCCAUUCCUGUCUUGACAAGGUGUUCUCUGCCUGCCGGACAGCUUGAACCUUCACAAAGACCAGCAAAGGUCAAACAAGCCUGGGGAAGUACAGAUGUUCAGCCAGUCAGAGCUAAGGACCAUUGAGCAGUCUUUACUUGCUACACGCGUGGGGAGCAUUGCUGAGCUCAGUGACCUGGUGUCUCGAGCAAUGCACCACCUCCAGCCCCUCAAUGCCAAGCAGCAUGGGAAUGGGACGCCGAUGCACCAGAAGCAGGGAUCGUUCUAUUGGGAGCCAGAGGCUCUGUACACCCUCUGCUACUUCAUGCACUGUCCACAGAUGGAGUGGGAAAACCCCAAUGUGGAGCCAUCAAAAGUCACGCUGCAGACCGAGAGGCCGUUCAUUGUGCUGCCUCCCCUGAUGGAGUGGAUACGGGUUGCCGUGGCUCACGCGGGGCACCGUCGCAGUUUCUCGGUGGACAGCGAUGACGUACGGCAGGCAGCGAGGCUCCUACUGCCGGGAGUUGACUGCGAACCUCGACAGUUAAAAAUCGACGACUGUUUUUGUGCAUCUCGGAAACUGGAUGCAGUUGCCACUGAAGCAAAGUUCAAGCAGGAUCUGGGUUUCCGGAUGCUCAACUGUGGCCGAACAGAUCUGGUUAAACAAGCCAUAUCCUUGCUGGGGCCAGAUGGGAUUAACAGCAUGAGUGAACAGGGCAUGACUCCACUGAUGUAUGCUUGUGUCAGGGGUGAUGAGGCUAUGGUGCAGAUGCUGCUAGAUGCUGGAGCAGAUCUGAAUGCUGAGGUUGUCAGUACUGCUCAUAAAUACCCAUCCGUCCACCCUGAGACCCGCCAUUGGACAGCUCUGACAUUUGCUGUGUUGCAUGGACAUAUUCCUGUAGUUCAGCUGUUGUUGGAUGCUGGAGCAAAGGUAGAAGGUUCCUUGGAGCAUGGAGAGGAAAAUUACUCUGAAACUCCUUUACAGUUGGCAGCAGCUGCUGGAAAUUUUGAACUGGUCAGUUUGCUGUUGGAGCGAGGAGCUGACCCCAUGAUAGGAACAAUGUACAGGAAUGGCAUUUCCAUGACUCCACAAGGUGACAUGAACUCUUUCAGUCAGGCUGCUGCACAUGGACACAGCCAUCCAGAGGAACAUAGAUACAGGAACGUCUUUCGCAAGCUGCUUGCUCAGCCGGAGAAGGAGAAGAGCGAUAUUCUGUCACUGGAGGAGAUCCUUGCCGAGGGGACGGACUUGCCUGACUCGGCGGCAGCUCCGCUCUGUGCCAGCCGCAACAGCAAGGCCAAGCUGAAAGCCCUGAAGGAGGCCAUGUACCACAGUGCUGAGCAUGGCUACGUGGAUGUGACCAUUGACAUACGGAGCAUAGGUGUUCCUUGGACGCUGCACACGUGGCUGGAGUCCUUGCGUACGUCCUUCCAGCAGCACAGAAGACCCCUCAUCCAGUGCUUGCUAAAGGAAUUCAAGUCCAUUCAGGAAGAAGAGUACACAGAGGAGCUCAUCACACAAGGGUUGCCUCUGAUGUUUGAGAUACUGAAAGCCAGCAAGAACGAAGUGAUCAGCCAGCAGCUCUCUGUCAUUUUCACUCAUUGCUAUGGACCCUACCCUAUUCCAAAGCUCGUUGAAAUUAAGCGCAAGCAGACCUCUCGCCUAGAUCCCCAUUUUCUUAACAACAAAGAGAUGUCAGAUGUUACAUUCCUGGUGGAAGGAAGACCAUUUUAUGCACAUAGAGUGUUGCUAUUUACUGCAUCACCAAGGUUUAAAGCAUUGCUGUCUAGCAAGCCCUCAUCCGAUAGUACUUGUAUUGAGAUCAACUAUGUGAAGUACCCCAUCUUUCAGCUGGUUAUGCAGUAUCUUUAUUACGGAGGUGCAGAGUCACUCCUGAUUAAAAAUAAUGAAAUUAUGGAGCUUCUCUCUGCUGCUAAAUUUUUCCAGCUUGAAGCUUUACAACGACACUGUGAGAUCAUUUGCGCAAAAAGCAUUAAUACAGAAAACUGCGUCGAUAUUUAUAAUCAUGCCAAGUUUCUCGGAGUCACAGAACUAUCCUCCUAUUGUGAAGGCUACUUUCUAAAAAAUAUGAUGGUCCUCAUUGAAAACGAAGCUUUCAAACAGCUGUUGUAUGACAAGAAUGGAGAAACAUCUGGUCAAAAUGUACUACAGGACUUACAGAGGACGUUGGCCACAAGGAUUCAGUCAAUUCAUUUGUCUUCUUCAAAGGGCUCCAUUGUGUAAAGCUGAGGAAGAUGGUAACCUUCUAAUAAAGACCCUGCAAGUUAAGUCUGCUAUUGCAGUUGCUUAAACCCAUUGCAGUUGCUUAAAUGACUACAAAAAAAAAAAAAUCAAAAAAUUCUACUCCGCAUCCAGAUAGUUCUGUGUUGGCCAAAGGUGCUGUGCUGGGCGUGCAUUUGGAUGAGAGAAUACAGAAAACAAAGCUCCUCCAUGUUUUUGAGCAAAUGGGGUACAAGAGUAUCCAGUGAAUCGCUGUUGUACUCAAAUUCUGAACACACAUGUGCGGUCGUGGAGCUUGUUGCCAACAAAAGCCAGAACUCACAUCCGUGAACAGCAGAAGCCCUUGCCAGAGAGGUGGUGCUGGGGAACACCCAAAAUGACCGAUUAAUCGUUUAAGGCGGAUUUGUUCCAGUGUUACACAUUUAAGAACUAUAUCUAUCCUGGAGUCCAUUAUCUCGUGCAUUUAAGAAAUGUAAGAACUGUUAUUGCUGUCAAGCAAAGAUCAACUGUAUUAGAGAGUGGGUAAGACUGUUACAGCUGAGGAAAUAUACUGGCAGAUUUUUAGGGGUGGGAACUUUUUAAAUUGUUCAUAAAAAAUAAUGGGGUGGCCUUGUAGUUUAAAAACUAUUUCUUAAGCUUAAAAUUUCAUUUUCGACAGAUCUGUGUUUGAGAAUCUAUGUAACAUGGGUUUUUUUUGGUUUUUUGUUUUUUUGUUUUUUUUAAAUGGUAAAAUGUACAUUGUGUAAACAUACGUAUGACCAAGUUUUGCUUGUAUUCUUUCCUAGGGUGGUAUAAUCUUGCCUAACAGGCUAUGGUUACACCAAAGAGGUACAUUACCCAGACUAUCUCUAAUACAGUAGUUGGGGGGGCAGGAGAAAUGCAUGCUACUUGUGAUUUGGGGUUAAAAACAAUGACAAACUCAACAUGCAUUUGCAUGGUAACUGUACCUGUGAGAUGUUACAUUUGUGCUUCGUUUUGCCAAGACAAAUGCAAUGUUACUUCUUGUCAAACUUCAUUUGUGAAAUUAGCAUAUUUUUUUAUUUGGUGUGAUUGGUUGUGAUACGAUACCCCUGGGGACCCUUCUCAAGAUGCUGGUUUCUGUUUGUUACAGUGAAGGGAUAAUAACAGAUCUUUACUUCAAUAAUGUGUCAAUACUUUGCUACUGGACAGAGAUUGUGUCUGAGUUAGACUUUUUAAAAUUAUAAUUAAAUAUGUACUAUAGAAUGCUUUCUCACUGUAUCCUGAGAUUGUAUAGGUUAUCUACAAUGUAGGGUUUGGGUGGGGUGGGAUGAGGAGUGUGAUUUAAUGUCAAAGCUUCAUUUAUUUUGCAGCAUACUGUUAGCAAGACAAAUUUGCAAUGUGCCACAACAUUCCUGAUGUACUGUCUCUGAAAACGACAGCAAGUAAUAGGCAAAGAGGUUGCUUUCUCGAUGGCAAAGUGACAUUAAUAUAUUUAUUUUCUAGCAUGCUGUUCAGAAACUGUGCCCAGUUCAUAGACUUUAGAAGUUUUAUUUUGACAGUGCAUGUUAACCUCUUGUUCUUUUGUUUAAGUACCUACGUUGGGUGCUCUUCCAUGUUGAUAGCUUUUGGCAUGCUCAGAGAACACAGUUUUGGCUUUAGUUAUCAACACAGUAGGAAGCUGUUUUAUGACUCUGAGGUGUAAAUCCUCCUGUGUGCUUGUUCUUUUAAAGCCUCUACAGUUUCUGCAACAAAUUACAAAAAUGUCUAAACCGCCAGUAAUGUCACAGAGACACAGCAUGUCAGUCAGUUAGACCUUUUUUUUUUCUGCAUAGUAGAUGUUCACACAAGACAUUGUCUGGAACAUUUAGGUGAUGGCAACUUCUGUGUGAAUGUUGCGAUCUUAGAAAAUUGAGACCAUGGUUGAUGCAGCAGCAAAACACAGGGGUGCUUGUUUUCAUUUGGUGUGCCUCCCAUCUGUGGAAACCCAUCCUUCCAUGCCAACGAUAAGUAGUUAGGAGCAGACUUCACCCCACAGCUUCAUGGCUUAAAAUAGCAAAGUUUUUCAAACAAUAGUAAUGAUACUUCAAUUUUUCCCUUGGGUACAUGUGUAGUGCCCAGAAAAGUCAUCAGGAGUUGCAUAUGCAUAUAUCCAUAGGCAAAAUAGCUUUUUUCUGGGAAACAAGCCCACAGGUAUACCUGUGGAUGGGCAGUCUGGCUUCUAAUGCUAUAAUGAUAGCCACAGGUGUUGUGUCCCUGUUUUUAGCUCAAAUACUAAGUGUAUUUUGGUAAGGGGAUCUAGAGCCCUGUCUGUACCAGCUGCCCCUGGAAGGUGAUGUCUUUUGAGCAUCUGUAGGUACCUGCCCGGGACUUAUUAGGAAGGAAACACUGAUAACUCUCUGCUGGUCGUUCUUGUGAUGAGUUGAGAGUAUCUGUGGUAACAUUCACUGGUUUUAUUUCAGAGAUAAAGGGCUUAAUAUGUCCUUUGGUGGCUCUACAUAAACUGAGUGGUCACCAUGUUUGAGCAAAGGCAAACAUGAGCCAAAGACUCUAGCAACAGAGUACAGCUGCCUCCAAACACACUGCUCAAGUCUGCCAGCAGAGCUGUGUUGGCCCAGGCAUUUGUGUGUCUCCUUGCUCUGUCAGGGGCUUGUGAAUUGGGAUGGCCGAGCACAACAAAGUGUGGCACCCACUGCUGCUGCAAGAUGUGCUUUGCUGGUGUCCAGCAAAUGGUAGGAGAGAACAAGCCCCAAGAAGCUAUCGUUCAAAGCUGUUAAAGGGAUUGCAGCUAUUGGUUUAUAAAGGAGUAACUUUUGCCCUUCAAAACACUGGUAAUCCAAAAGUCACAAAUACAUAGCUGAAAGGUACCUUAACAAAAAAUAAUAAUGAGUUUCAAUUCCUUUUUGACCUGUGACCCCCAUCACUUCUGCCAGCAGAAGAGCCAGCCCCUCUGAAACCCUGGCAUUCAUUUCUCCUGAAAGUAGUCAGCAUACUUUUGUGGAUCCACGGAGCAGAGUUUGAAAACUGAUUUUAGUUCACCUCCCCUGCUGUGAGGCUGGGUGAAGUCUAGCUGAACCAUGCCAGACAAUGUGCAGCUUGCAGGCUUUUGAAAUGUCUAGUGAUGGGGAUCCAUGACCUUCACCACCCUCGUAAUCAGAGAGUUUUCCUAAGAGGCUAUUUGGAAUUUUACUGCAAAUCGAGCUGCUUCUUUUUCAAGCCCAGAUUGACAGGAAGAACAGAUGAUCUUACAAGAUCUUCUUGCAAGAUUUUCCAUGUAUGAGAGGAAUUAUCCUACUUUCCUCACUAGUAUAGUCUUUUCUAGUUCCUUUGCUAGUAUUUUCUAAGUCUCUGAUUUUUGCUGUCAUUCCCCUCAUGACUCCUCAGUUUCCCCAAAAUGCAGGAUUCCAUCAGGGAUUUUAUACAGUAACAAGCAAAGUAGAGUAACUGUCUCCUGUGGUUUAUGUAAAGCAUAUCAGAAAAUAUACCCUCGAAUAUUUUCUACAAGAACAUCCCAUGGUUGAAUUUGUCUAGUCUGUCUUCUGUUGUAAUUCCUACAUGAUUCACUGUUUCCUACAUGAUUUCCCAGGAGUUCACAUUUUUAUUUGUGCAUUUGUUUACUACACCUUCCAAAGUAGAACACUUUCAACUUGUCUUUAUUAAAUUUGUUCUGCUUUAAUUGGGGCAAUUUCCCCACUUCAUCAGGAUCAAUUGCAAUUCUGAUCCUGUCUUCUAGCCUCUUUCAUAAUCUCCAAGCUUUGUUAUA
Molecule: messenger RNA, 6013 nt
Organism: Athene cunicularia (burrowing owl)
Lineage: Eukaryota; Metazoa; Chordata; Aves; Strigiformes; Strigidae
Gene: ABTB3
Product: BTB domain containing 11
Exons: 18
Coding region: 166-2295 (709 amino acids)
Molecular function (GO): protein binding
Source: RefSeq, a predicted model, not a curated record